Messenger RNA from Rasamsonia emersonii CBS 393.64, 3108 nucleotides. Its product is annotated as F-box domain-containing protein. Bases 1 to 3108 code for a protein of 1035 amino acids. The record is from RefSeq and is a predicted model, not a curated record. The transcript has 4 exons. Gene Ontology annotation, molecular function: protein binding. NCBI's taxonomy places the organism in Eukaryota, Fungi, Ascomycota, Eurotiomycetes, Eurotiales, Trichocomaceae.
AUGUCGGCCUGGCAGGAUAACCAAGGCUCUGCCUCCAGUAGCGCAAAACAAGAGAAACCAACUCUGGCAACUCUUCCUUCGGAAACUCUCAAGAUCAUCUUCUCCUACGCUAGACCAAAAGACCUGGCCAGUUUGGCCCGUGUCUCUCGAGCUUUUCGCGACUUCGCUGCUGCGCAGUUGUACCGCAGUCUCAGUCAUGUUUUCACAGAUGACGAAAAGAAAGAUGGCCAGCUGUCGGUUGACUACCUUGCUGCAAUCCUCGAGACGUUGACAACGGCUGAUUACAACUAUGCACGCUUUAUCAAAGAGAUCUCCAUCGACACGGAUACAGAGUCCAGUGCGGAGCAAGCCAUUCGAGAGUUCAAAUACGACUACUCUUGCGGCAAAUUUCUUAACACUCUGAUCUUCGCAACGCUGAAGAAGGUCACCGCUCUGGAGACAUUCAGGUGGAAUGUGCGUGUCGAGAUCGGUCAAUCCGUCUUCCUAAUCUUGAGCAAGAUCUCUACUCUCCAGAACCUCCAUGUCCGUCUCCAGCCGGGACCUUCGCUGCAUUCGUUGUCAAUUACCAAAGCCGUCAAUAACCCACCCCCUCCUCCGACUGCUAUUCCACAUAGCCAUCAAACCCCUCAGUUUAUCACCCAAACCCACAACAACAAUGUGGUCUUUGUCCCUGCACCAAGUGCAUACCUGCCGCCUCCCAAGUCGACAUCCGCAGGUAAGAAUGUCAAACCUGCCCGGAGACUGGGGAUCAGUAAACCUACCGUGGAACCUCACAACUUUUCCCGGUUUUCUGGGCUCAGAAGCUUGGCCGUCUUGGACAUCGACAGCUACGAAUACAUUCCGGAGAUCGCAGCGUGCGUCUCGUCUUGCUCUGCGUCACUCAAAUCACUGAAGAUUUCCUUCUCCGAGAACCUGGCGCUGAAGGCCCGAGGUAAGGCAGGGACAGAGAUUUCAGACAUAGAAACCGUUGAGGACGCGGUGUCUGAUGAUUUUGGUUUUCAAGCACCGCCACCACCUCUGCCCCCUAUCUCGAACACCGGGAAUGCAUUUGCUGCCACCACAAGCUCUUCUUCUUCCUCCACAAACCAUGUCGAUGCCCGCAAGGAACGCGCUGCUCAGGAGAAGACUCUCGCCCGGAUAUUCGGUCUAGACAAACAGGAUCCCGACCAAAAAUUGCUCGAUGAGUCGUUUGAACGGGCCAUUACCGCUGCAUACAAGGAAUCCCAGGCGGCAGCGAGAGCGUUCUUGAAACGCGACCAGGACCGUCUCUUUGUCAGGAAGCUAAAGGAUAUCACGGCAGAGAUCCGUUCGGACAUGUCAUCGGCCAAAGGAUACUCCGCCAAGUCUCUCAAAGCCCUAGAGAAGAUGGAGAAAGCAGCGAGCAAAUACUUAGAACGAGAAGAUACUAACGAAUCCCUCCGUUCUGCAAAUGGAUCUUUCAGUCAGGAGGGAAAAUCGACCAAAGUCAACGUUGCCGCCCCCGGUGAAUCCAGCCAUAGCCACUAUGUACAGCCGCCAGGUGAUGUAGGUCAUGCCCCGACGAACCCCUCUGAUGGCCAUUAUUUCGACUAUUUGGAGAAGGUCUUAGACAAUUCCCCACACCCGCCGGCUUUCCCGUUUAACUGGAAUGACACCAAGGAAGAGGUUCCGACUCCCGACUCGAAAAGCGAGGACCAGAACACUCAUACCGAUGUUUCUCCAUUAACAGAACUUGUGGAGCAAUCAGCUCAGCCUGAAACAGUCCACAUAGAGGACGUACUGGACGAUGACAAUGCUUUCGUGACGCCUAAAAUGUACGAUGGAGUUGCCGAAUCUGCCUUAUCAGGAACUUCCAAGCCUAGUGGUGUAUUUGAAGGCCAGAAGAAUACGCAAGAAGAUGCUCUGUCAGAUGUCGUCGACAUGGAACAUCCUGAUGAUGAUGGAGACAGUGGAGACGACCAGGAGCCCGCCGAAGAUGGCGGCGAAUGGAAUUAUGACGAGACCCAGGGCUCAGCAUCAAAAACUCCUGUAACGCACAACGCUACAGAUAAUCAGCAUAACGCCAGUACCAGCAAAGGAAAAGAGCCAGUAAGAAAUGGCAUAAACAACAGCGACGAGGGAAAAUGGGAUUACAAGAAGGACAUCCAAAAAUACCUCCGCGAACAUCAUGGUCUUCCCUUGGAAAGCCUCUCGAUCCAUUUGAUUCCGGUCAAAGCUUCGGUACUCGUUAAGGCUGUCGACAUCUGCAAUCUGAAGCAUCUGUCGUUGUUGAAUGUCGGGAUGCAGAGUCACUUUUGGGGGACGCUUGCAAAACUGGGGCAUCCUCUCAGCUUGACUUCCAUUCACACUGACAAUGUCACCCAGUCUUUUCUCCAUUUUCUGAGCAGCCACCACGGUCUUGUAGAGCUUUUCCUGUUGGAGCGCAAUCGCAAGUCGAAACUGGCGGGCUCACUGAGAACCACCGUAGGGAUCGAGCACAUCAGAAAACAGGCAUUGAAAAAGCAUGCGGGAACCCUCCGGAGACUAGUGAUCAGGAACGACGACAGUGACGGUUGGGCACUGAAUCCGAAAUCGAUUCUGACGCUGGUCAAACUGGGCGUCAAUCUCGAAGAGCUUAUGAUCGGGCUGACCUCGGCGAACUUGCACCUCUUCAUGCAGCAUAUUUCGAGACUGCGGUCUCUCUUUGCGUUGCACAUUCUCUACCACGGUCAGAGUCGCGAUGUCCACGUGGUACGCGAAAUGCGUUUCAGCAUUGCCGAUACUAUCGUCCAUUGUCCUACUCUUCCGGUUGAAUACGUGGGCGUGUGUUACGCGGUGCAUGUUCCGAGCUCUGAUCUGGUGACGCAGCUGAGAAGGACCGUUGGCAAACCCCGUGUUGAACCUCAGACUGCUAUCUCGUCAAGAGCGAUGACGGAUAUCAAAGGAAAGGGCAAGGCAAAAGCAGACCUGGAACCAGACCAUGAUGUUGCACUCAUGGAGGAAUUCCUUGACGAAUGGGCCAUUGAGGAUAGUGAGGAUGAACUGGAGAGCUGGGAGGAGAAUUCGCCCAUCGUAAAGAUGGAUGUGAAGAUGAGCGAUGUCGUCGGUGUAAAGAUGUGGGAAAAGGAGAUCUGGAGACUGAAGCUCUAA